AUUUGGGUCUAUAACUCAGUACGUAAUAAGUUAUCACCGAUAUGGAUUACGCAGUACUCCAUACUGCAUACCUUACGCCUGUUAAUACUUCGUUCAAACGGUUACAACACCUACCGCGCAAAGGCAGCUAGCCGUUGCAGAACGGCACGAGCAACAAAACCUCAACCCGUGGUUUCCCUUGAACAACGAUUUGUAGUCUCCUGCGCACAGUCAAAGAUGUAGCAGAAAUGUCGCACAUUUUAAAAGCAAAGUCCAAGCCUCGCGACCCUCUUCAGCACCCCUCGGGCUCCCCUGUCUCCCCACUCGGCGCUUCAGGGCCAGGUGCCCGGCCCCCAUCCUCCUCUGCAUCGCCAUUCACGUCGAAAAGCGCAGGAGGGAGAAAGGGAGGAGCGGGAGGAGAGGGUACGGCCAACAACGCCCCCACGACGACCCCACAAGCCGGCUCCUCCCGCCCGAGCACGGGGGCGGCGCCGGGCGGCCUGAACUUCAACCUCUCCGUUCCCGUCCCGGUGCCCUCGGUGCCCUCCUUCCACAGCAGGGAGUCGACCCGGACGACGACGGACCGCACCGACGCGCUGUGGGCGGAGAUGCAGGCCACCCUCGAGGCGGUGGAGCUCUCUGCGGGCGGCACCACCACCACCACCACUGCCUCCGCGGCGGCGGCGGCGGCGACGGGCAGCGCGCGCGUCUUCGGCCCGGACCACGAGCGCAAGCUGGACGAGCUGCGGGCCGCGCAGAUCGCGCUGGCGCAGGCGUGGGCCAGAAGCGAGGCGGACGAGGCGAUCGAGACCACCGCCGGCGCGGGGGCCGGCUGCGGUUCGGUCGCUGGCGGCAAGGCGGGUGAGGUCGGCGCCGGUGUGUCGGAGGGGAGGCGGAGCGUGGUCACGGAUGCGGGCGGGGGCGGCGCGGGGGGAAGAAGUACGGUCGGGACGGGGAGUGCUGCGAGACCUGGUAGCAGCGGGCUUGGGAUGGCCGGUGCUGGGGGAGGAGGGCAAGGGGGAGAGAUGGAGGAAGAGACUGAGGCGGAUAUCCUAUUGGCGAGGAAGCGGAGGGAGGCAAAUGAUCGAUAUUUUCAGAGAGUAAGUCAGGGGGUGCUGGAUGUGGUUGCCAAGUUGGAGGAUGUCGCCAUCGCUAUGCGCGCUGUUGAACAGGAAAGCAAGGAGCUUUGGGGGGACGAAGACGAAAGCAUCCAGCAGAGCGCCAAGACUUGACAGAGACAUCACCAGGGAGGGAUUGAUUCAUUGGGGGCUAUGUGCGGCAUGGGGACCA
Molecule: messenger RNA, 1269 nt
Organism: Thermothelomyces thermophilus ATCC 42464
Lineage: Eukaryota; Fungi; Ascomycota; Sordariomycetes; Sordariales; Chaetomiaceae
Exons: 1
Coding region: 228-1211 (327 amino acids)
Source: RefSeq, a predicted model, not a curated record